Pantherophis guttatus is the source of this 1027-nucleotide messenger RNA. It is a transcript of the gene POLE3, whose product is annotated as DNA polymerase epsilon 3, accessory subunit. Gene Ontology annotation, molecular function: protein heterodimerization activity; chromatin DNA binding. Gene Ontology annotation, biological process: leading strand elongation; DNA damage response; heterochromatin formation. The record is from RefSeq and is a predicted model, not a curated record. NCBI's taxonomy places the organism in Eukaryota, Metazoa, Chordata, Lepidosauria, Squamata, Colubridae. Gene Ontology annotation, cellular component: CHRAC; epsilon DNA polymerase complex.
GCUGGGCGAGGGGGGCGCCGACCACUGCUCUGGCUCCGCGCGCCUUUCGAGCUCCCCGGCGGUGAUCGCCCCGCGGGCCCCCCGCGCCUCUUCCCGGGCGGAGCUGCCUUCGGGGGCGGCAGGGCGGGGGCAGCCAGGCCACCGGCGCUGCGGGGCGGAGGCUUCCCUCCCUCCCUCCCUCCCUCCAGGAUGGCUGAGCGGCCGGAGGACCUGAACCUGCCCAACGCGGUCAUCACGCGGAUCAUCAAGGAGGCGCUCCCCGACGGAGUGAACGUCUCGAAGGAAGCGCGGAGUGCCAUCUCCCGGGCGGCCAGCGUCUUCGUCCUCUACGCCACCUCGUGUGCCAAUAACUUUGCAAGGAAGGGGAAGAGAAAGACACUGAAUGCCGGAGAUGUUAUUUCUGCUAUGGAAGAGAUGGAAUUCCAGCGAUUCGUUGGGCCCCUAAAGGAAUCCUUGGAAGCUUACAGGAAUGAGCAGAAGGGCAAAAAGGGAGUGUCAGAACUCAAGAAAAAAGACAGAGAGAAGAAGGAAGAUGCUGAGGACCCUGACAAGAAUCGGGAAGAAGAAGAAAAUGAGGAGGAGGGAGAGAGGAUGAUGGAGGACGAGGAGGAGGAGGAGGAAGCGCAGCAGCAAAAUGAGGAGGAGGAGGAGGUGGAAGAGCAGCAGCCAAAUGAAGAGGAAGAAGGGGAGAGCUGAGUUGUAGUGGGGGGGGGGGGCAGUGAGGGGAGAAAGCCAGUGGAAGGAAACACAACCGUCUCCUUUUGUGCUGAAAAUGGCUCUGCGGGUUCUGGGGGCACCUCAGGGAAACUCCUUCUUGCCUUCUCCCCCCAGUUGGAAAUAAUGACUUACGUGGCAUCUGGGGCUUCUUUCUGGGCAUGCGAACGCUGCUUGAAAGGGGCACCACUUAUCUUUCCUUGUGGUGCUGGGGAUGCUCUGAUUUUGGCUUAAAAAGACUUUCUCCACACCCUCAAUGUGUUUUCUUCAGUGCUUAUUGAACGGAGUUUAAUUAAAAGUCGUAUUUGCAAAA